Messenger RNA from Tetrapisispora phaffii CBS 4417, 1644 nucleotides. It is a transcript of the gene EDC3, whose product is annotated as Edc3p. The coding region runs from base 1 to 1644 and encodes 547 amino acids. Gene Ontology annotation, molecular function: mRNA binding. Gene Ontology annotation, cellular component: P-body. Gene Ontology annotation, biological process: P-body assembly; deadenylation-independent decapping of nuclear-transcribed mRNA. The record is from RefSeq and is a predicted model, not a curated record. Lineage: Eukaryota; Fungi; Ascomycota; Saccharomycetes; Saccharomycetales; Saccharomycetaceae. The transcript has a single exon.
AUGACUGACUAUUACGGAUACGGCGUAAGAGUUGAAUUGAAGGAUGGUAAGUUGAUUCAAGGGAAGAUUGCAAAGGCUACAUCGAAAGGGUUGACUUUGAAUGAAGUUCGGUUUGGUGAUGGAGGUACUUCGCAGGCGUUUAAAGUUAGAGCCUCGCGUUUAAAAGACUUGAAGGUUUUAUCAGUAGGUUCUGCCAAACAUAGAGGUAAUAAUAACAGCGGUAACAGUAGUACUGCCAACAAUGGGUCUCCCAGACCUCAAUCUGGUCAGAAUGCAGAUUGGAAGAAUGAUGAUGUUGCGGGUAUCAAGAAACAGGAUGAUUUUGAUUUUCAAAGCAGUUUGAAGAUGUUCAACAAAAAAGAUAUUUUUGCUCAAUUGAAACAACAAGAUGAGAUUAAUCCAGAUAACAGAUUGGUGUCGCAUAACAAGAAGCAAGGGACUAAACAGGACAAAUACGAUAUCGACGAAUUAGUUCUACCUGACGCGAAAGACGACGCAUGGGAUACUUUACAUACCAACACUUCUGGAGACGUUGCUAUUGCCGGUGAAGGAGAAGAAGAUGAUGACGACGACGAUUACGAUGAGGAUGAUGUGGAUAAUGAUAAAUAUUUCCCAGUGACCAAAUCGAUUAACAUCACGCAUUUAUUGCAUUCUGCAUCUAGUAAGAAUCCGAACGAAGACAAGAGUUCCUCUGGGGACAAGACCACUACUGACGAGUUAUUGACCAAACUUGGACAGAUGAUAAUCAAUCAAUCUGCAACCAAGGACAACGAGAGUCGCCGUAACUCUAGUGUGAGACAGCAAGCAUUGCAAGCAAAGGACAUCAAACUGACUGUGCCAAUGGCGACCGCCAUCCAAUUGUGGGAGAUUCAGCGGGUGACUUCUGAAAACUAUGGCAUCACCAGCACGAUGACGAACGAAAACUUUGCAGUGAAUGCCUCGAACUACAUCAAACAGAAACUGGGCGGACGUGCACGUCUGCGUUCUCAAAACAUGAAUGCACAGCCAUUGGUGAUCAUCCUAACUUCUGAAUCAGCAAGAGUGGGCGCUAGAGCCCUUGCUGUUGGAAGACAUCUGUGCAGUAACAAUUACAUCCGCGUGAUCACAAUGUUCACGAAUGACAUCAACGAAAUCAAAGACCCAUUGGUGAAGGAGCAACUGGACAUAUACACUAAGUGCGGUGGCAAAUUUGUCAACACUGUUUCGCAAUUAGAAAACACCAUUGAAAAAUUGAACAGCCCUGUGGAAUUAGUGAUUGAUGCAAUGCAAGACUUGAAUUGUAAUCUUGGAGACCUGGUGGACGACAACGACAACGCCGAACGCAAGAUUCUGAACAUGAUCCAUUGGUGCAACGAACAAGCACGAAAGGAUAAGCAAGUAUGGUCGAUUGAUAUCCCUAGCGGAUACGACAACGGGUCCGGCCUGGAGAACUUCCCCUCCUCUGUAUCCGCCACCUCGGUGCUCUCCAGCGGAUGGCCACUGUUGGCAUUGCCGAGGAUCCAAGAGAAUGCCAACACCUUGCAAGACGUUGUGGUAGUCGACAUCGGAACUCCACACGCUGCCUACACACAUAACAUCACUCUUCGCAAAUUCCAGAACUGCGAUCUCUUCGUGCAGCACGGCUCCUUGCCACUGAUUAUAUAG